Molecule: messenger RNA, 1338 nt
Organism: Symbiodinium sp. CCMP2592
Lineage: Eukaryota; Dinophyceae; Suessiales; Symbiodiniaceae
Source: the annotation of a GenBank genome assembly
AUGCCGCGCAAGGUUGCCAUCAUUGGAACCGGCUCCGCCGGCAUGGUCACAGCCCUGUCUUUGAAGCACGAGUUCGGUGACGAUGUCGACAUCCACGUCUACGACCAGAGCAAGAGCUUCAAUCUGUCGCAGGGUGUCGAGCUCUCCCCUGGUCCUCCGUUCCAGAUUGUGAUGAAGGCCUUGGGCCACGAUGUGGAGGCGGUGAUGAAGGAGUACGCUUGUGAACACAACACUGCAACGGUUCACGACUCCGCAGGAAACCGCAUCCCCUUCGUCGAGGAGAUCAUUGAGAGCACACGCAUCUACAAGGCAGAGGUCGGGAAGACCCCUGAGGGCGACGUGGUCGAAUGCGCUCGGUUCAGCAUCAACCGGGGCAUGUUCAUGUCCAUUCUUCAGGACGAGUUCUUCAAGGCCAUGGGAGGUAAGGAUGCUGCCUCGAAGCAGCUGCACUGGGAUCACAAGUUGGAAGAAGUUCUGCAAGAGGCGGAGGGCAAGAAGACGCUCCGCUUCGCCAAUGGAGCAGAAGUGACGGGCAUUGAUUUGGUCGUGGGAGCGGAUGGGGUGCAUUCUGCAGUCCGAAGGGCCUGCUUCGAUGAUGUCCCUGCGAGCCAUGUUGGUGCCAACAUCAUCUACGGCGUCAUCCCCGGCACCCCCGAUAUCUACCACGAAGGCGCCUUCAACAUCGUUGUGGCAGCCACCUUUUCCAUGGUGAUCUCCCAGAUCGUCGACAGCGAGGGUAAGAGGAUGACAUGGUGGGCCAUGGUCCACACGGACCGCGAGAAGCACGAUUCUCCCACAAGCUCACCCAAGGCCUACCGCGCUUUCUGGGAGUCCAAGGCGGACGUGAAAAAGCUUGCUCAUGACCUCGCGGCUGAGGAGGAGGGCGACACUUUGCCAAAGAAGUUCGUGGCUUUAACCCCAGGGGAGGGCUUCCGGUAUGCCGGCUUCUUCUUAGACCGCGACCCAACCACUUUGAAGAAUUGGGGCAAUGGUGAACUGGGUGCCGUGUGCAUCGGUGACGCUGCACAUGCAAUCCAGCCCUGGGCAGGCAUGGGUGCGUCUUUGGCAGCCGAGGAUGCCUUUGUCCUGGGCAAGAUGAUCGCUAAACAUGGCUGGGACAACCUCCAGAAGGCUUUCGAUGAGCUCCAGGCUCUGCAACUCCCCCGCGUCCAGUUCUACAGGCAGAUCACCAUGAACAAUGCACCAAAGGGCAUCAUCUCUGAGGACCAGAUGGUCCCCAUCGAGCAGGUUAUUGAGCAGUUUGGUGAUCAGCGUGGAAUUGAGCCGUGCCCUGCAUGGAAACAGUUCUGCGAGACGUUGCGCCUAAAGUCGGCCUAG